Molecule: messenger RNA, 1284 nt
Organism: Betta splendens (Siamese fighting fish)
Lineage: Eukaryota; Metazoa; Chordata; Actinopteri; Anabantiformes; Osphronemidae
Gene: mpc1
Product: mitochondrial pyruvate carrier 1
Exons: 5
Coding region: 122-451 (109 amino acids)
Biological process (GO): pyruvate import into mitochondria
Cellular component (GO): mitochondrial inner membrane
Source: RefSeq, a predicted model, not a curated record
AGAAGAAGAAGCGCUAACGUUGUAGAAAUUUGACCGUCCUCUAAGCAGCGUUUCCAGUCGCCCUUCAACACGAACAGGCUCCUCUUCUUCCCCAAAACAGACGCCAGCCUAGAAAUUAAAAAUGGCAGCGACGAUUGCAAGGAAAGCUAUUGACCACCUGAAGAGCAAAGAGUUCAGAGACUAUUUGAUGAGCACGCAUUUCUGGGGUCCUGUAGCAAACUGGGGUCUUCCUAUAGCCGCUAUCUCAGAUAUGAAGAAAAGCCCUGAAAUUAUCAGUGGCAGGAUGACCUUUGCUCUGUGCUGCUAUUCACUGCUCUUCAUGAGAUUCGCUUACAAGGUUCAACCACGCAACUGGCUACUGUUUGCUUGCCACUUGACCAAUGAGUCAGCACAGUUAGUCCAAGCCAGUCGUCUCAUCAAAUACAAAAUGGAAAAGAAGACAGAAUCUUAGUGGCAAAGUAAAUCAGCUACAGAGUUGGACACUUUGCUGCUACAUCAGCCACCAGUCCUCUAAACCUGGAUGUAAAAGCCCAUACAUCUAUACAUUUUAAAUAAUGAUUAAUAAACAGGACACGUACACAAUUUUUUUACACUCAUUAUCAUGGAUUAGCUUCAUGAAGUUUCAGGAAAAAGCCUAAAAAAAGACCUAGAAAACAUUAGUACACAUUUGUCUUUUUUUUAACUUUUACUAUGUCCAACAUGACACAAAGCAAAUUAAUGUGUGUGAAUGUUCACUCAAUGACAAACCUGACUGUUGCCUUGCACACUGACUUCACAGGCUGUUUCACUUUAGGAUCAGCAAAUAUCUUUGUCUCCUCACCUCAGUCAGCAGCAUUAAUAUUUUUAUUACUCACCAACUUGCUAUGAACUGAAACUUGUGUUAAUUAUAUUUUAUAGAGAAUUAAGCCUAACUGACAUCAGUCUGAAUGGCUAAACAUAUGGACACCACCACUUAAAUGCAGGGCUAAGCUGUCUGGCUGCAAGAUAAUACGCAGUACAGUAAAGUCAAAGUGCAUUUAUAUAUUACGACUGUACAGGGGAAGUCAUACAUUCUGUGUCUGUUGUUUUUGUAGUAAAGUUGCCUCCAUUGUAAAUGAGUAUAAUUAGGCUGAGACUGUAAAUGUUACAAUCCCACAUGACUGGGCAAGACAAGCUGUUUCUGUCAGUGCUGACAAACUGUUUGCUGUAAAGAGUCAUUUUUAAUAAUUUAUUGCAACUUUCCGGGUUAUUGUUUUGGUUUUCUGGCUUUGCUAAAAUAAACAGAUUACAACCAGCACAAACACA